AGACGCUACUCGCUGUACUCACAGCGACAUUUCGCAAGCGCCCAUACAACAAUGUGUCGUGAGAAAAUCUCCAUGUUAAAAGACAUGACGGCACUGUUGUAUGUUCUCUCACUUUUUGAACCUGUCCACCGCUCCAGACCUAAUGCUGUUGUGCAAAUGCGAUAAUCGCCGUCCGUCUAGCGGCACACUUCGACGCAGACCCAAAACAUUUUUUACUUUGGCGAGGCAGGCCAUCGCAGCUGCUGCCCUGGCUCCUCCCGGGAGAGCUGCUCGGCGCGCGCUGGAGUCGCGCACGGGUGGUGGCGGUAAUGGAGGAGGAGUUCGGGCCACUAGCCAACGUGUGCGUGCUCAAAAUAAAAACAAGCAGAGCGUCGCGAAGACAGAGCGGCACGCUGGGGACGCUGUCGCAGAGGGAAGAGCUAGAGGAGGAGGGGGCCGUGGCACAAAGCCGUCCCCCUGGCGGAGGGAGGAGAUGGAUGGUGACAGCACUACAACAGAUGCUUCUCAGUUAGGCAUAUCUGGGGACUAUAUUAGCGGAAGUCACUAUGUUUUACAGUCUCAUGAUGAUGAUGGUGAGGAUGGAAUGAAUGAUCAUGAGGAUGGCAAUGGCAGCAAAGAUGGCUUCCGAGAGCAAGACAUCUACCUUCCUAUUGCCAAUGUUGCAAGGAUAAUGAAGAAUGCCAUUCCUCCUACUGGAAAGAUUGCUAAAGAUGCCAAGGAGUGUGUGCAGGAAUGCGUAAGUGAAUUUAUUAGCUUUAUAACUUCUGAAGCUAGUGAACGGUGUCACCAGGAAAAGCGCAAAACCAUCAAUGGAGAAGAUAUUCUAUUUGCCAUGUCUACAUUGGGAUUUGACAGCUAUGUAGAACCACUCAAACUAUAUUUGCAAAAGUUCAGAGAGGCAAUGAAAGGAGAAAAGGGAAUAGUGUCCACUGUCACAGUCUCUGAUGGUCUUGGUGAUGAACUAACAGAGGAAUCCUUCACUAACCAGAUACCUGCCGGAUUAAUAACUACAGAUGGUCAGCAGCAAAAUGUCAUGGUGUACACAACAUCAUAUCAACAGAUUUCUGGUGUUCAGCAGAUUCAGUUUUCUUGACAAAGAAAUUGAGACAUUUGGAUGAAGAAGUAUUGCAAAAAAAUGAAAAGUAAGAAGAGAACCGCUGGGCUGAAAACUUGGAGGAUGUUAUCUGUGGAAGAUGGACCUGCUAGCGUGUCUCUCUUCAGUGUACAAAUUAAAUUAAAUGUCGGUAGUGGUUGUAAACAUUUGAUUUUUGACUUGAGCCACAUGGAUCUGGCAUUGAUAGGUUUUAGAACACUGAUUUCAAGGUAAUAGUAUGUGUGUGUGUGCGCGUUUUUUUUUUUUGUAUAAUAAUUGUUUAGCAUUUUGUCCAAUUUUCGAGUAGGGUGGGUUUUGGAUGAAGGGUGGGAGGGUUAAGCAUGCAGAAAGGAGUACAUUGCUUCCUUUCGUUCUUUGUGUAAAAAUGAGGAUUUAUCCCUGCCAUAAAUGCAGGGGACAGGUUCUUAUUUUCAUAUUGAAUCAUGUUGCUCUUUUUGUAAUUUGAGUAAAAUAUCACAUGAAUUCAUGUUAAAACUUUUAAUAAAAUGCAAGCAUUGAAUUUUU
This is a messenger RNA of Polypterus senegalus (gray bichir), 1618 nucleotides long. Its product is annotated as nuclear transcription factor Y subunit beta. The transcript has 7 exons. Gene Ontology annotation, cellular component: nucleus; CCAAT-binding factor complex. Lineage: Eukaryota; Metazoa; Chordata; Cladistia; Polypteriformes; Polypteridae. Gene Ontology annotation, biological process: regulation of transcription by RNA polymerase II. Gene Ontology annotation, molecular function: RNA polymerase II cis-regulatory region sequence-specific DNA binding; DNA-binding transcription activator activity, RNA polymerase II-specific; protein heterodimerization activity. The record is from RefSeq and is a predicted model, not a curated record. The coding region runs from base 101 to 1093 and encodes 330 amino acids.